UAACUACACUGUACAGUUUGACAGUGUUACAAUUACAUAAUCACCGCAAAAUUACCUGGACAACCAUUGAGAAAUUACGUAACAAAAAGACAAUCAAAUUAAGCACCUGUUCCUUAAUAAUGAAUCAUACAAUGCUGAACUCGAAUUAAGUUAUCGGUAAUUUGUAUUCAAAAAGCACAUCGCUUGAAUUUUUAGAAUUAAAAUUUACAAAAUGAUCAUUUGAACUAAAAUAAAAAAUAUCAAAAUUUCAUUCACCCUUUUUUAUUGGAUUCAGCUGUAAAACAAGCGAUUGAAAUUUUCCUUUUUAAUUCUCAAUCGAUGACCGUUGUUGUAAAUCUUGCUUUGUUCACAUAAUCUGACUCAUUUUUACAAUACCUCAGGUCAAAUAGGAACUGCCCUUCUAAACAAACCAGGCUUCCACGUCAAUGUAGGUUUAAUCUCAACUUCAAUAAGCCUUUUCAUCUUUAUGCAUAUGGUCAGAUUAAGCAUUCUUACUUCAAUACGGUUAAGUCUUGAUGAUACUUGAAUCAAAUGGAAAUUAUCUUUGUCCAUGAAAAACGUUUAUGAUGGUGUCGAAUUGAGGAUCAAGUCUUUAAUUGAUAGAAAAAACGUCGAAACGAUUUACAACCGAAAAACAAGAUUUGUGCAGAUCUACGAGCAGUCGAUUACAGGGCCAUAAUUUAAACCCAUUGAGUUGAUUCAUGGUCGACGAUUUAUUGUCCAUGAAUAAUUCACGAUCCCAGGAAUAAAAAAAGCAUCGACACUUGAAGCGAAUCGAAGCGCCGUUGCGAAACUGCAAAAGGAAAUUAUAUUUAUUAAAUCCAAUUUCAACUGCUCAUUCCCAGUGACCAAAGGUUAUUAAUAAAGUCCAUUUGGUGAAAUAAAUAAAUCCGGCCGUGACAUUUACCCAAAAGUCUACAGGGUUUAUAAACUUUAUUUGUUGUGAUUACAAUCUAAAUUGCCAAAAUUUUAUAGCCAGACAGCCAAGGUAAUUGUGGGUUAUUGUUCAACCGGUUGUUGUUAUUGAUUGACAAAAAGUUAAUUAUUAUUUUCACAUUAUUUUCAAAAACCCAGUCUGUCCCAAGUGAGUAAAAGUAAUUGAACAAAUUUAACCCAAAUUUCAUCAAAAUUUGGCCUCGUAUUGUUCAACUGUUUUGCAGAAAAGUUUAUUCUUUUGAUUUGCCCUUUCUUUUACAUCUCCGUAACCGGAUUUUAUCAAGAGCCGCGCUGGUACACAUUAAUCAUCAUCUACAUUUUCCAGUUUUUGGGUCAAAACCAGUGUAAUUCCAGUUGAAAGGUAAUCAAUACUUUACUGGGUUUUCACCUCUCAAAUCGGAUUAGGAGAUAUUAAGGAGUUUUCUUAUCUUUUUUGUUUUACAAUACUGGGAUACCUGAACCUGCCAAUUUCACUGCAUUUACGUGUAAUUUGCCCAUUGAAAAAUUGUCAUUUUGGUUAUUUUAUAUUCCAUUUUUGGUUAUUUAUAAACUCCGAAGAUAACUUCUGUAGGCCUCACUGGAUUACAAAUAACACACAACCGUUAUUUAAAAAAAUACUACGAAUAAAUACUAAUAAAAAAAUUUCGAAUUUUUCAAUAGAGGUGACUAAUCAAUCAUCUAUCCAGCUUUUGUUACCUAAAAAAAGUUCAGGUCUGCUGAGUCCCUGAGGUGAGCUGAUCACGCUUGUAAACCAUCGAAUUCAAUAAAGUACCGCUUGAAAGAUUAUAUUUCGAUAAUUCAAUUCACCCAAAACACCUUUCAGCUCAGAACAGUCCCCCUCAACACUAACAGGAAAAGUUAGGCAUAACACUAAGCUAAGGAUUACAUAAUACCGGUCUCAUUCCAGCACCUUUCAACGUAAUUUUCUAACCCUUGUUACUUUUAUUACGUAAUAUUGGAUCUGAGAUUAUUUCAACUUGAAUUUUAUAGCCAAUUUACUUUUGGUAGGUUCUUAUCAAACAGAGACGUUGGUUGGAACCCCCAAAGUUUCUGUGGAUUUCGUGACUCAAUGUUUAUGUAGUUUCGAGGAACUUAUUUGCCUAAUUAACUCUUAAUACAGGUGACAACAACAUUUUUCAAGUACAAUUUAUUCAAAAUUUACACGAUUUUGUCAGAAUUUACAAUUUCAGCUGUAUUUGCUGUACCAAUUCCUGGCUAGGUUAUCUUAUAGGAAAACAGCAGAGUUUACCGAGUAAAGAAUUUAUUCCAACAAUUAUCGGCUUUAUUUUGAUCUCGCAUUGUAGUGGAAAUCAACAAAGUCCCAAAUCAUCAUCUUUAGUUAAAAUUUUAUUAUAGCAAUUAUUGAUUUUUCCCUUGGUGCUAAGCAAAUUCUCCAAAAUGGUUACCUCACAAAGUGUUCGGCAACCAAUUGUCAUCAGCUUUAUUGGUAUUUUAUGGUCAUGUUCUAUGUUUUUAUCGACUUUGGCCAGCCAGGUUUACAAAUGUCACGAUUUUUGCGUGUGUAAUUCUCAAAAUGGGAUGGCAACUGCGAAUUGUGAAUUCCGAAACAUCGACCAGAUUCCGGCAAUUAUGAGAAUUGACACGAACGACGAAGAACUGGGAGAGCUUCUUCUCACAGGGAACUCAAUUCCGAGGCUUAACUCCAAUUCCUUCGACGACUACCGGUUCUUGAAGAGCCUUCAGCUAUCGACGAAUUCAAUCAGCUUUAUAGACGACUCGGCAUUUAAAAAUCUCCAAUCGAUUGAAACAAUCAACUUGAACUUCAAUAACUUGAAAGAUUUACCGGUGUAUAGCUUCAUUAAGGCCAGGCCAAGCUCGAGUGAUGCCAGAAAUCUGAAGAUCUCGAUAUCACACAAUCCUAUUCCGUGCUCCUGUGAAAUAAAUGCAAAGCUAAACACUAUCAAAAAUAUGAACGAAAAAAUUGAGCAAAUUUUUGUCACUUGCGACGACAACUCAAAUACAAUUCAGGUCGAAAAGUAUGCUGAAAAAAAUUGCGAUGAUCCUAGCGCAAGCGUGGAUAACGAGUAUACAAGAGCCACGACUAAAGUAGCCCCAACACAUGUCAAAAUGGACCCUCCUGAAAACCGGAUUGAGGACUCGGGCUUCACGACUCAAGUUACUAGCCCGCCGUUGAAGACUUCGGUUCACCCGAAUGCGAAUGGAACUGUGAGCUACCCGACUUUAAAUCUGGAAUCGGGCGAAGUUACAAUAAAACUAUGGCAUCUUUUGGUUCUAGUUGGAAGCGCAAUGCUAGCUUCCAUGUUAGUGAUUCUCGUCUGUUAUUUAGCCGUCUCGCGACUCUGUAAACUCGGCAAAGACGACAACCAAUCAACGUCACCGAGGCGUUCGCUUUAUCUACCAAACUCCAACACGCAAGAUCUUCAGUUCACAACUUUGAAUCGGAUUCACACAAGUCAAAGCAACGGUUAUGUUCCAGUCGGUCUUUACGACAACUUACCGCUCACCGGAACAGCUUACUCAACUCUGUCUCGGGGUCCUUACGACUCAUCCGAGUAUAUUUUGGGCAACGAUUUGCAACGAAGAAGUCGAAACAGUUCGCAAAUAAGCGCUAGUGGGAACUUGCUUUACAGUACCGAUAACGUCAUGGCACCGACUUGUAAUAACAUUGAAGAUUUUCCCGAUUUCACCGCAUCCUGUGAGGUAAAGCCGAGACUAGUUCCGAACGGGCACAUCGAGGCGAAGUUCACCGCGAACGGCAAGCUCCCAGAUUUUUCAGAUGUCAGCAACGCCAACUACAUUCGACCGAAUCGGGAAAACGAAUUAUUUUUCCUUGACCGAAACGAUCCCAACUGUAGAACCAAUUCUAACUAUGUCAAUUUUGGUCCAAGAGAGGACGAUAGCUCAGAUUGGCUUCAUAUAUAAACAUGAAAAAACCUUUUGAAAAAACUUUAGACACUUAUUUUGAAAAACUGAUUCGAUUGCUUAGAUUAAAGCUUUUAUACGCAUUGAUUUUGGUAUUUUCGAACAAUCAGCAAGAGUAGUUAAAAUAAAUAUUUAUAAUCAAAAUUUACUGAUUUGAAAAGUUUAUGUAUUUUACUUAGUUGAAU
This is a messenger RNA of Symsagittifera roscoffensis, 4025 nucleotides long. RefSeq lists its product as uncharacterized. The coding region runs from base 2335 to 3840 and encodes 501 amino acids. Gene Ontology annotation, biological process: axonogenesis; positive regulation of synapse assembly; regulation of presynapse assembly. Gene Ontology annotation, molecular function: protein binding. Gene Ontology annotation, cellular component: membrane. The transcript is spliced from 2 exons. NCBI's taxonomy places the organism in Eukaryota, Metazoa, Xenacoelomorpha, Acoela, Convolutidae. The record is from RefSeq and is a predicted model, not a curated record.